Messenger RNA from Lolium perenne, 498 nucleotides. RefSeq lists its product as uncharacterized. Lineage: Eukaryota; Viridiplantae; Streptophyta; Magnoliopsida; Poales; Poaceae. The record is from RefSeq and is a predicted model, not a curated record.
CAGCUACAGACACAAACAAGCCUGCCCAUCCAUCCAGGAGGACGAACUUGUAAACAGAGGAAAUCGUUCGAUCGACAGGAAGUGUCUUCAAGCUUCAGCUAGCAGCUAUGCCGUUCGUGCCGGCGUGCGUGCAGUGCGGCACCCGGAGCAACCCGUGCCGGUGCAAGGUUCUCGGCCCGACGCUGGGGUUCGUCGCCUUCGUCGCCACCGGCGUCGUGGAGUGGCCGCUGGGCGCGGUUGUGUACCUCUUCCGCCACCACAAGGGCCGCCGCAUCAUGGGACACCCGGCCAGGGUCGUCUACCCGCGCGUUACCAGGGCGAUCCCGAUAUGAUCGUGAUCAGGCGCGCCAUUCCUGUAUACUUACUUGGUCAGCUGCUUCUAUCGUGUGCGUGAGUGAUUAUUCGAUAAUAAGGGGUUGUGUGCAUCGUGUUGCAACAGGCUCUGGCCAUCUAUGUACAUGUAAUAUUCGCUGGUCAAUAUUACUACUGUUUUCGUCA